Thermochaetoides thermophila DSM 1495 is the source of this 3282-nucleotide messenger RNA. RefSeq lists its product as uncharacterized. Lineage: Eukaryota; Fungi; Ascomycota; Sordariomycetes; Sordariales; Chaetomiaceae. The transcript is spliced from 3 exons. The record is from RefSeq and is a predicted model, not a curated record. The coding region runs from base 1 to 3282 and encodes 1093 amino acids.
AUGAGUCCGUCUUCGGCCUCGCUGCCGUCUCACUGGCCCCCUAGGCGGCCUUCUAAGAGGAGUAAACUCCGCAAUGGCACCGUCAUCAUCCCCUCGACGGGCGAGCGCGUACGUCGCAACUUCACCUUGCGCAGUUCGAACUUGGCCAUGAACGGCUCCGCCUCCUCUGCAGACGGCUACUCUCCGCAGACACACGACUAUACUCACAUAUCCCUGCGCGACCGCCUGCGCUUCUGGGGAGCCGAUGCCCUCCUGUAUGCCAACCGCAUUCUGCGCUGGCUCGACUCCCCGGUUGGCCAUGGAAUCCUCAAAUGUACUUUGGCCUAUACUCUAGGCAGUUUGGCGACUUUCAUUGAACCGAUCUCAAAGUUCUUGGGCCGUCCUGACGGGAAGCAUGUUGUCGCGACGAUUACGGUGUACUUCCAUCCGGCCCGCUCCUUCGGUUCGAUGAUUGAGGCUGUCCUUAUCGCCAUCGCGGCGGUCGCGUAUGCCGAAUUGGUGUCCAUUCUAUCGAUGUGGACGUCCGUGUUCUUUGGGAGUGUUCUUGACAUGCCAGCGCUAGCGCAUACGCUGGUGCUGAUAGUGUUCAUUGGGGGUGGGUUCGGGCUCGUAGGAUGGGUGAAGCAGAAGAUGAACAAUCCACUGGUGAAUGUGGGCAGUACGCUGGCAUCACUGGCAAUUAUCAGCGUUGUGACGAAGGAGACGGCCGUGUUGACGAGCGUGUUCUCGGAUCAGAAAAUUGUGCAAAUUUUCAAGAUGCUCGUUAUGGGAAUUACUAUUACGACGGUUGUGAAUCUGCUGGUCUGGAGGGCAUCAGCCGUGUCGGCCCUUCGUCAGUCCAUGACCAAGGCGUCUGUCGCGCUGGGAGAUAUGUUAGCUCUGAUUACUAGGGCAUUUCUGAGUGGCUCAGAGGAGGACCUGCUGUCCCCUGAGUUUACGGCAGCUUCAUCCGCUUACUCAACCGUCUAUCCGACUAUGACGAAAAACCUGCGCGAGGCCAAGUUUGAGCGCUACUUUUUAGGACAUGAGACGAUCUACCGGCAUGAGCGGGCAGUUGUCAGAUCGAUGGAGACACUGGCACAGUCGAUUGGCGGGUUAAGGAGUGCAGCCAACUCGCAGUUUGCCCUCUUGAAAGAGCCCAUAGCGCCGUUGACGAGAGUUACAUCUGCCCCAACACAAACUAGUCCAACAGCUUUUUUUUCACCGCCGCCUGGAAAGACGUUCUCAGGUACCCUACGCAGCUUGAAAGACCGACCUGGUGUCUUAUCUGCGAUUGAUGAGGCCUCUGAGGAAAGUAAUGAUGAGGACGGACAUCCCAUACAAGAACGACGACGCUCCGACACUGGUCCCUCGACCUCUACUCCCAAGACACCGCCAUUCCGGCACCCGUCCGACAUCUUUGAGCACUUCAUCGUGCUUCUGGGGCCGUCCAUGAAGUCCCUUGCCUACACGCUCUCCGAGAUCCUACGGGCGCCGCCUUUUGGUUCGGCGCCUGACUGGCACAUCACCAUCAAUGAGCAUUUCCGGCCCAGUCUGCACGAGGCGCUAGCCCUGUAUAACGAAGCGCGAGCUAACGCCCUUGAGGAGGUGUACAAGACACUCGAGCUGGACCGGACACGGACUGAGAGUCUGAAAGCCGAUUUCGAGGAAGUUGCAGCCGCAUGUGGGCAUUUCAGUUUCAGUCUACAGACAUUUGGCGAGGAGAUGCUCAAGUACCUCGACGUACUGGAUGACCUGAAGUUUGUGGACGAGCAUCGCAGCAAGAGCUGGCAUUGGAUGAAGUGGUGGCAGCAUGAUAAGGCUGGCAGGGCUACCAUGACGACGCUACCGUAUGACAAUGACGAGGAGCGAGCGCCGCUCAUCAAGCCAAUCAAGAAGACGGCUCUACCUAAGGGGAUUGCGGAUACCAUGAUCGCGAGGCGGGAUACAUACAGCUGGCAGGUGGCGCCACCGGAGAGUAGGAAGAAUAAAGUGGUCGCGACACUGUCGCAGCGGUUGUUAAAGCUGUUGAGGAAAGUGGCCAGGGAUGAUGUUCGCUUCGGCCUUAAGGUCGGCGUGGGCGCCGCCCUCUGGGCCAUGUUCUCUUUCCUACCGCAGACUCGCGAUGUCUACCGCCACUGGCGCGGCGAAUGGGGCCUGCUCUCCUUCAUGAUUGUCUGCUCCAUGACCGUCGGCGCAGCCAACACGACCGGUCUUGCUCGAUUCCUGGGCACAGUCAUCGGCAUAGCGGCCGCCGCACUCAACUGGCACAUUUCAGGGCAGAAUGCUGUCGUGCUCGUCAUUCUGGGAGCACUAAUUGCGUUUUGGAGUUUCUACGUCAUCAUUGCCAAGGGGCGCGCUCCCCUGGGACGGAUUACCCUCCUGGCGUACAACGUGUGCUUGUUAUACGCGUAUAGCUUGAGCCAACGGGUCGAUGACGACGAUGACGACGAAGGAGGAACAAAGCCUAUCAUAAGGGAAAUUCUGCUCCAUCGGUUUGUUGCCGUCACUGUGGGCAUUAUCUGGGGGCUGAUUGUCUGCCGCUUGGUCUGGCCCAUAUCGGCUCGACGCAAGUUCAAGGAAGGACUGGCCAUGCUGCACCUCCAGAUGGGGCUUAUCUGGCGCCGCGGGCCGUUGGCGAUCUUGCUCAGGAGUAACUGCUCGCGAUCGUACCUCCGGUCUGGUGAACAGCAGGCUCUGCAGAAAUAUGCUGCCCGCUUGGAUGCCCUUCGCGCGAGCGCUGUGUCGGAGUUUGAACUGCGUGGACCAUUCCCCUCGGAACCGGCAAAGAGGUUGAUGGCUUCUACACACCGCCUGCUGGACGCGUUUUAUGCUAUGUCCCUCGUCACUCAGCGCAAGGCCAGUUUGACCGAAGGCGAGAGAGCACUGUUGCUGUACACAGCCGAAGAGCGUGCCGCGCUGUGUGAUAGAAUCUGCCACGUCUUCCAAGUGCUGGCUAGCUCAGUGAUGCUGGAGUACCCCCUGACAGACGCCAUCCCAAGCGUCAACAGACUGAGGGAUAGGCUAUUGGGGAGGAUAUUCAUGUUCCGCAAGGAGCAUCAGCCUUCUGCUUCAGGGACUGAAGCUGAAUCUCCGAGUUCAGCACAGAAUUUGAGGAGGGAAGCAGAAGGGGGUUGGAGGGGUUCGAGCCUGGGACAGAUUAAGGUCGAGGAAAGGGAUUAUGAGCUGUUAUAUGCAUAUGCCCUUGUGACCGGGCAGGUUGCGGAAGAGUUGAAGGUCAUUGCUCGGGAGAUUGAGGGGUUGUUUGGAGUUUUGGACGAGGAUGCGCUCUUGUUGCAGUAG